CCUCGGUCUGGAUUAAUACCCAUGGGCAACAGUCUGAAUUGGAUAUAUCUCAACUCAUAUUUCUGAAUGGAGGAGAUUCCAAUUUUCCGCGCCUCGAAGCGCAGAAAACACAACAAAGUCCAUGAUGAUUCGACCGCAGAAAUCGAAGUUGAUCAUCAGCCCAUAACUAUCUCAGAACCAGACCGUCUUAUUACCGAAGGCGAACUUCCCCAGAACGACACCCAGGACGAGGAUCAUGACGAUGAGUCAUUAAACGCUGCUGCUGGUGGUGGUGGUGUCAUCCGAGCACGAAAACAAUUCCGGCGACCCGUGACCGGAGUAUCAUUCAGCAACAGCAGAGCAUCUGAACGCGACGAGAGAAAUUCAUCACUCGUCAAGAUUUCCAGUUCCGACGAGGCUAAGAACCGACCUGUCGAGAUCACCGAUCGCUUCAUCAGCAGUACUGGACAAGUUGUGGAUGUUGAUGAACAUAUGGUUGCUUAUAUAGAUUCGGAAUUGGCUAAACGACGAAUUGGACAUGGGAACGAUCCAUCUUCAUCUUCAUCUUUAUCUUUAUUACCAUCAUCACAACCCCAAAUCCAACCCAAUGAAUCCACCCUCCCCACCAACUCAAACACAAAUCCCUCCGCCUCCGGCUCCAGUACCAGACCCCCAUCAUCAAUCCCCUCCAUGCAGAUCCGCCCCUCGGUCACCCAACUCUCCGAAGUCGAUCUCGGCACGUCGACGUACGAAACCAACCUUGUGCGCACAAAAGAAGCGCUCGAACGAGCCCGUCUAGGUCUUCCACCACUCUCCACCGACCCCAAGCCCCCCCGACCACGUAAACCCCGGAUUGGUCGGGACGGCAAACCGAUGAAACAACCGCGAGCACCGCGGAAACGACGCGAUAGUGAAUCCUUGGCACGUGAUGCACUGGUUGAGAGUCUUCUCCAUGAGAAUCGUAUGGGAGUCGGGAUAUACGAAGGAUCUCCCGGUGUGACUAAUCUUGAUCAUAAUGCGUCUGGAAAGUCUCGGGGUGCUCGUUCGGAUGCGAAUAUCGAGCAAGCAGCAACGAAUCAAAACGACCAUGGCCAGAAUGAUGCCGACGCAGAUGCAGAUGCAGAUGAAGCAUUAGCAGAGCGGUUCCGACAGGAAUUCAUGGAUGCGAUGGCUGAGCGGCAAAGUCGACAUAAAUCGUCUAAUCAAGCGAAACAUUCUGGUAACGCCACGGGUGCGACGGGUGCUGGUGCGACGGAAUCAAAAGGUCCGAAGUUGGGUGGGAGUCGUGCGGCGAGGGCGAAGAUGGCGCAAUUGCAACAACAGCAGCAGCAGCAGAAAUUGCAAGGGGGUGCUUCUUCUUCGAUGAAGAAGUGA
This is a messenger RNA of Exophiala mesophila, 1353 nucleotides long. RefSeq lists its product as uncharacterized. The record is from RefSeq and is a predicted model, not a curated record. NCBI's taxonomy places the organism in Eukaryota, Fungi, Ascomycota, Eurotiomycetes, Chaetothyriales, Herpotrichiellaceae. The coding region runs from base 67 to 1353 and encodes 428 amino acids. The transcript is spliced from 2 exons.